Molecule: messenger RNA, 1201 nt
Organism: Camellia sinensis
Lineage: Eukaryota; Viridiplantae; Streptophyta; Magnoliopsida; Ericales; Theaceae
Source: RefSeq, a predicted model, not a curated record
AGAAGAGGCGAGAGAGAGAGGAGGAGAAGAAAAGAGAGGAGAAAAGAUGGUGAUGGCAGAGAAGAAGACGGCGAGGGAAGAGGAAGAAGAUUUGUGUGUGUAUACACAGAUCUGUGUAUACACACACAACAGAAAGUGAUGGCGACGAAUCUGCCGCGACAGUGGUUCAGAGAAUGGGUGGUGAAGAAUGGGCGUCGACGCAACACCUUCUUUAUCCCUUCUUCUUCUUGUGCAUUUCACAAUCCAAAGAACCGCGGGAAGCUUUUUGUUCUGCUCUUGAAUUUCCUAGUCGUCACUCUGUCUCUCUCUUGCAGCGGCAACAACAGCAUCUUGGGCAGCAUCCAGGUAACCCUCCUCUCCUCCCCUCUUCUCUUCUUUUCUCUCGCUCACGCAGACCCUCAGAAUCUCUCUCUCGCUCUCGCGUUUCCUCACACACUGUCUGUAGCAGCAGCGGCAACGAUUGCCUCACCGGUUCUCCCUCCAGCAUCCAGGUAUGUCGCAACCGACUUGGCAACUGACAUAGUCAUUAAUGUGGGAGAGGUGCAAUUUUAUCUACAUAAGUUUCCCCUCUUGUCCAGGAGUGCCUGCUUGCAGAAGUUGGUUGCAGAUACAAAUGAGGAAAACAACAAUGAAAUCUGCAUCCAUGAGAUUCCCGGUGGACCUGCUGCCUUUGAAAUAUGUGCAAAAUUCUGUUAUGAUACAACCCUUUUGAGUACAAGGUGAUAUUUUCGCAUGUCGAUAUUGGAUCUUACAAUCUUAUUUAUAUGCAAUCAUUUUGAGUACAUGAUGAUACCUUCGCAUCACUACAAGAAAUUGCAAUUUGGAGACCACUUUUGGCGACGAGGUCAUUUUUUCGUAGUAAAAGCCAUAUUUUUUCCAACACAAGGAUCAAUUUCGUUGGUAAAGGUUAGCGUUUAGCGAUGUUAUUCCUGCUCGUCGCUAAAGGUCCAAAACAUUCACUUGGCACCAAAAGCUGGGAUGUGCGCCAAAAUUGAAUUAGUUUUAGCGAGGAUUAUAUAGUUUUGGCGACGCAUUAUGUGUUGUUGUUAGUCUUCUUGUAUUGGCGACAAUGACUCUGUGUUGAUAAAGAGCUUUUCUUUUAGCGACAAAAUAAAUUUGUGUCGCUAAAAGUCAGUCACUUACGAAGAUUAUGCAACGACGUCGUUUUGAUGUGUUCUAAAAAAAAAAAAAAAUACAGAAG